This is a messenger RNA of Manihot esculenta (cassava), 5492 nucleotides long. Its product is annotated as protein ESSENTIAL FOR POTEXVIRUS ACCUMULATION 1. The record is from RefSeq and is a predicted model, not a curated record. NCBI's taxonomy places the organism in Eukaryota, Viridiplantae, Streptophyta, Magnoliopsida, Malpighiales, Euphorbiaceae. The transcript has 11 exons. Gene Ontology annotation, molecular function: protein binding. The coding region runs from base 326 to 5230 and encodes 1634 amino acids.
UUAAGCUGAUUUCUCUUUUCUGACCAACCAAGCCAAAGCCCAGUCCUCCUCAAUUCUGUCUCUCUCUCCUCCCUAUCUCUCUCGCAGCAGCUUGCAAAGGUAAUUUUCCGUCAGAGCUUGAAAACCCUAGAACUCCCAAAACCACUACCACUAGCUCUCACUCUCUUCCUUCUUCUUCGUGUACUUCUCCAAUUGGUACUUGCUCUUUCGCCUUUUCUCAUUCCUUCUGAUUCUUCCUUGUUUCGAUCUUCACUACCUCUCUUUCUCAUUUCUCUUACUCCUUUUGUUUAGCUAUUUUUCGAUUGCUCCAUUUCUCCACCGUCCGAUGGCCGAAGGAAAGCUCGAUCUGCCUGAGGAUCUCCUCUCCUCUAAACCAUCCGAUCACUCCUGGACCACCCCUAAAGAUAACCCCAGUCUUCAAACGUGUAAUGAUUCUGUUGUUGUAUUUAUCUGUUUUCUUAUUGUCCCAGUGGAAGCUUUGGGAAGUGAUGAGGAAAAAGUCUCUCUGGGGUUAAAUGUUAUCACAGAUCAAUUGGCUUCAGAAAGCAGCAUACCUUUAUCUCCUCAGUGGCUAUAUAGCAAACCAAAUGAGAACAAGAUGGACAUGCGUGCUCUAACUUCAGUGUCUCUUGGGAAUUCCAUUGAUCCAAGCCUGAAGGACGGUUGGCGUUUGGAGGGAACUGAAGACAAAAAAGAUUGGAGAAAGACUGUUACUGAGAAUGAAAGUAAUCGCCGUUGGCGUGAAGAGGAAAGGGAAACUGGUUUACUUGGUCCUCGAAGAGAUCGUAGGAAGAUUGACCGUCGUGUUGACAGUGUUUCUAUCAGAGAAACAGUUGAGAAUAGAGUUUUUCCAUCCCCUGAUCGGUGGCAUGAGGCUAACAAUCGUAACCCUGUGCAUGAAGCACGCCGAGAUAGCAAAUGGUCCUCUCGGUGGGGUCCUGAAGACAAAGAGAAGGAACCACGAACAGAGAAGAGGAUGGAUGUGGAUAAAGAGAAGGAUGAUGCUCACAAUGACAAUCAAUCUUCUAUCAUUAGCAACCGUUCAGUUUCUGAGCGUGACUCAGAUUCUCGAGAUAAGUGGAGACCCCGACAUAGAAUGGAGGUUCAUUCAACAGGUUCCACUACCUACCGUGCUGCACCUGGAUUUGGACUUGAAAGAGGUCGGGGUGAAAGUUCAAAUUUGGGAUUUGCUCUUGGACGGGGAAGGUCAAAUGCCAUUGGUAGAUCUUCAUCUGCAGGCACCUCUACCGGUCCUCAUGCAUACAACAGUGGAAGUGUCAUUGGAAAGCCAAACGUCAUAUCGGAGACAUUUUGUUAUCCAAGGGGUAAGCUUCUUGAUAUCUAUCGCAGACAGAAGCUUGAUCCAUCUUUUGCUGCAAUGCCUGACGAAAUGGAGGAAUGUUUACCAAUAACUCAAGUUGAUGUUAUUGAACCAUUGGCCUUUGUUUCUCCUGAUGCUGAAGAGGAGGUUACACUUACUGAUAUAUGGAAAGGGACAAUCACAAGUAGCGGGGUAGCAUAUAAUUCAUUUAGAAAGGGGAGGUCAACUGAAAAUGUUUCUGGCGCUGGAGACUAUGAAUGCAAUGAAGGAAAACUGGGUGUCCUCUCCUCAGUUCCCUCUGAUGAUAGUGCUGAUACCUUUCAAGAUGCUUCAAACAAUGGCACAUGUCAAACUGACGGUGGCCAUUCCUCUUGGAUUCACGAUUCACAUUUAAAUGUGUUAAAUGAAAAAGAGGUUGAUCAUCAAGGAAACAAGGUUACUGCUGAUGGAGUCACUACUACAGUUUUGGAAUGCAAUGUUGCUGGAACUACAAAAGUAAGCAUCAAUACUUCCUCUGCUGCUUCUCCGAUUGACAUUAGAGAUAAUGGGCAGGGAGUGAGGUCUGCUUUGACUAAUUUUCCUGCUGAUGAAGUUGACUCGGCCUCUCCUUUUGAUGUUAAAUCUAAGCUUCCUGACGAUUCAAACUCGCUUUUUGUUCUCCCCUCUCCUGAUCAAGACCGUAGUAGUGCUAUGUUGCACUUGGCUAAUAAAAGUGAUGCAAAAGAUCUGGAAAGGAGUACACAACUCGAGGACUUCUACUUCUAUUACAUUGAUCCUCAUGGGAAUACUCAAGGACCAUUUCUUGGAGCUGACAUUGUCUUGUGGUUUGAAGAGGGCUAUUUUGGAACAGAUUUGCCAGUUCGCUUGGCAGAUGCUCCUGAAGGUACAUCUUUCCAAAGUUUGGGAGAGGUGAUGCCACACCUAAAACUGAGGGGAGUGUAUCCCAGUUCUGAGAAGGAACAAUCUGGUGCUUUAGGAGGAAAUUUGGAGCCUGGUUUACCUGUUGCUGCUCCAGAAAAUACUGAUGUAAUAAAUGAGUUGUGCCAGCCAUUAUCCGAUUUAAAUAGCCUCUCUGCUCAGCAUGUUCAAUCAAGAAUGUCAGAGCCUGAAAAUCCACUUCAUUUGCCACAUUCUGAGAGCCAAAGCUUUCAUGAUUUUGUUGCACAUGAUGAAGAAAUUGUUUUUCCAGGAAGACCUGGCAGUAGUGGCUAUCCUACCAUGCAAUCAUCUGGGAAUGUUCAUGAUCCUUUAGCAAAAUCUAAUGGUUACCCAUCUCUUCAAAAUGAAUUGUCGAAACCUGGCUUACCAUAUCGGAGUGAUAAUAAGUUGCAUCCUUUUGGCUUAUUCUGGUCUGAGCUUGAGGGCUCUCAAAAUAGACAAAUUGAACCUGAUAUCCCUUCCAGUGUGGGAAGGCCUGCUCCACUCGGUGCUAUGACCGAUUCAGCUGCUGUUGCAGAGAAAUGGUCUGAUUUUUAUAGACAAGAUAUUCUUUCUGUCCCCAACUCAUUUCAAGAUGCCACUGCUGCUCGACAUUUGUCACAUGUUGAACAAGAGCCUAAUCGUUUUGACCUAGCAGAGCAGCUAAUGUCACAACAAUUUCAGCAGCAGCAGCAGCAACAACAACAACGAAAUAUACUAUCUCAUUCACACUUGAAUGAAUCGCUUCUAGAACAUGUUCCAGGUCAGAAUCUUAUGCGUCAUCAGCAGAUGGUCAACCGUCCUGUGCCAGACCUGGAACAUCUUUUGGCACUUCAGCUGCAGCAACAGCGGCAGCUUCAUCUCCAAGAGCAACAGCAGCAGUUUCAUCAACAGCAAAAGCUUUUGCAGGAACGACAACAAUCCCAAGCUCGGCAAGUGCUUCUUGAACAGUUGCUUCAUGGCCAGAUGGCUGAUUCUGGCCUUGUACAAUCACAUGUUGAUCCUAUUAGAGCCAACAAUGUUCUUGAUCAGGUUUUAUUGGAGCAACAACUUCUACAUGAACUGCAACAACGGUCUCAUCACCCUCAAAGGCACUUUGUUCCAUCUGUAGAACAACUUACUCAAGCAAAAUUUGGUCAGACACCACAGCAAGAUCAGCAAAGAGAUUUAUUUGAGCUAUUAUCUCGUGCACAGCAUGGGCAAAUGCAAUCUUUAGAGCAUCAGAUUCUUCAGGAACAGCUGCAGGCCAGACAGUUGCCUAUGGGAUUGAGACAGCGGAUGAAUAUGGAGGAGAGUCAUAUUGGUUCUAUGUGGCAACAGGUUAAUGAAAAUGAUCAGUUCUUCAGAAGUUCUGUUAAUCAUAGAGCUCAUUCUUCAGGAAUUAGCCCAUUAGAUUUUUAUCAACGGCAGCAGAGGCCACCACAUGAGGAUCAGUUGAGCCACCUUGAGCGAAAUCUUUCAUUUCAAGACCGACUGCAGCAAGGGCUUUUUGAACCUGGCUCAAUGCCGUUUGAGAGGUCCCUGUCUUUGCCUGCUGGUGUUUCAGGGAUGAAUAUGGAUGUUGUAAAUGCUAUGGUUCAUGCUCAUGGUUUAGAUAUGCAGGAGUUGAGCACCCGAAUGCAAUCUGCUGGUCAAGUGGGAACAUUGUCUUCUGGUGGCCACUUACAUAAUUCUCAUCACCCUGUGGUUCCUAACCAAUUCCAUGUUUCACAUCUUGAUGCUAUUGAUGGCCGUUGGCCUGAAGGCAAUGGGCCGGUAGCAAAUGACUGGAUGGAAUCCCGAAUUCAACAAUUGCACAUAAACUCUGAAUGGCAGAAAAGGGAGCCUGACAUUAAGAUGACUGCUAAAGAUUCAAGUUUAUGGAUGUCAGAUGAAUUGAAUGAUGAUAAAUCAAGGCAAUUGUUAAUGGAAUUGCUCCAUCAGAAAUCUGGUCAUCCACCUUCUGAUACACUUCAUAUGAGUGAUGGAUUGUCUUUUGAGAAGAGGUCAAUGUCAGGCCUUUACUCUGGAUCAAGCUCUUCAGGUCACCCUCUUUCUGUUAUUUCAGACCGGGAAGCCAGUCUAAACAACUCACUUGCCAUAGGUUCUUAUGGUUCUAAUUCUUGUGAACUAGCUGAGGUUUCAUCAGCUGGUGAACAAGCCAGCAGCAUGGGAAGUACAGAAAGAGUACUAUUUAGAUCUGAAUCAGGUGCAAAAUGUGAGGGAAUUUUAUCAUUGUUAGGCGUUAGUGAGACUCAGGCAGUUCUUGGGGAUUCUAACUUCGUUGAUAAGUCCGCUAUCAAUAGAGAGUACCUAGAGGUAGAAGGAAGGAAGUAUGGAUCCAAAAUACAGGGUACGGCAAAGAGUUCUGUUGCUGAUGUUCAUAAUGGCACAGCUGAUCAAACAAGGUUGGCUGCUAUGGAUCAUGGAGAGGUUCCAGUUCAUGCUCUCAGCAGGCAUUCUUCUCUUGGUGUUUCUGGAUUUUAUGAUGACAAAAUUGGACAACAAAAUUCAUAUGCUGAAGAUGUCAGCUUAAAUCAUGCUCCAUAUGGUAGGGUGACUGUACUAUCCAAAGGGCAAGAGAACAUAUUGUUGAGACGAUCACCUGUCUCUCGUGCUUCAUCAUCUCAAGGACUAUCUGAUCUGGUCUCUGAUACAGUUGUCAGGGGGAAAAGUUCAAGUAGUAUUGAGGGGGGAAAUCCAGUGAGCCAAACUACUGAUAAUACAGCUUCCGGCAAGAAAGAUGUGCAUUCCCGAAGAACCUCAUCUUGUGGGGAUGCUGAUGUGUCAGAGCCAUUAUUUAUAGACAUGCUUAAAAGUAAUGCCAAGAAGACCACUGCUUCUGAGGUCCAUAUGACAGCAGCAGUGUCAGAAUCAUCAGAUAGCACACAAGGGGCCCGAAGUGGCAAAAAGAAAGGUAAAAAAGGGAGGCAAAUAGAUCCUGCUCUCCUCGGUUUUAAAGUAACAAGCAAUCGGAUCAUGAUGGGUGAAAUUCAAAGGAUUGAGGAUUAACCAAUGUCGUUCUGUAAUUUCUUUUUGUAUAUUAUUCAUUUACAAGUUGUAUAGGUUCAUAGUUCUUAUUUGCCAAAGCUUUUACAGAUCAUAAUUUUUUCCCAGUUUCAUUUUUCACCACCUCAGAGAUAAUUGAUGAUGAUACGUGGUAGGUAGGUGUUUUAAUGCCUGUAAAUCCACAUUGGGUACGGUAACAGGAUCUUGUAUAGAUCUAACAAUCCUAACAUUAGAAGAUAAUCAGUUUCACAGCCAUUUUUCUCAA